CCCCUCCUCUGCUCAUUCCACCCUCCACCCUGCGGCCGGUGUGGGCGGGGCCGGGCCGGAGGAUGGACGCGGCGCUGCUCGCCGCCGCCGCCGUGCUCCUCGCCGUCCUCCUCUUCUUCGCUACCCGCCUCCGCGGACAAGCGAGGGCAGCUGAUGAGGAACACCAGCAAAAUGUGGCAGCAGCAGCAGUGGCCAGGCCCCGGCCCCAUACUGAAGAGCGGGGAGAUGGGAUGCCAAGGCGCCGGAGGAACAUGGGAAACCGGAUGAUGGCCCAGAGGAGAGCACAGCAGGCAGAAGACUGGGUGGAAGAGGAAGAUGAUGCUGAGGAGGUGCCAGAAUUUCAGGUGUCUGGCAAAAUUGGAGCAAAGAAGCAGAGGAAAUUAGAAGAGAAACAAGCCAGAAAAGCACAGAGAGAGGCUGAAGAAGCAGAGCGAGAAGAACGGAAAAAACUUGAGUCAAAAAGAGAGGAGGAAAGGCGGAAAGAAGAGGAGAGAAUACGUCUUGAGGAAGAACGACAGGAGGAGGAAAAAAGGAAAGCAAAGGAAGAAGAGGAGAAGAGAGAGUAUGAAGAAUACCUGAAGCUGAAGGAGAGUUUUGUAGUUGAAGAGGAAGGGGUUGAAGAAUCAAUGACAGAGGAAGAGUCUCGCAGCUUUCUAAUGGAAUUUCUCCAAUAUGUUAAGAAAACAAAGGUAAUCCAGCUGGAGGACUUGGCUUCACAUUUGGGUUUACGAACACAGGAUGCAAUUAACAGAAUCCAGGACCUGAUGGCAGAUGGCACUCUAACAGGUGUGAUUGAUGACAGAGGAAAGUUCAUCUACAUCACUCCAGAGGAGAUGGCUGCUGUGGCUCAGUAUAUCAAACAGAGAGGACGAGUCUCCAUCGCAGAGCUGGCCCAAGCGAGCAAUUCCCUGAUCAACCUCCAGCCUGACAGCCAAGCUGUUGCUCCAACUGUGGCAUGAAAUUGUGGUGUGAGAAAAGUACAGCAGGAGUUUAACCUUUUAACGAAUAAGCCACGUAAUUAAAAACAAACAAGAACCCCUCUAGUCCAUUCAUGGUGCUUGAAGAUAGGAUGUUCUUUUUAAGCAUCAGCUGUAAGACUUGAUCAAAAGUUUUGCUUUUCAUUCUGUUAGAGCUGGUAUAAAAUAAGACAGCUGUUUGUACAGCAGAGGCUAGCUAAGAACUUGGGGCUAAAAUGCUCCUGUACCCCAGGAAUACCAGUAAUUUAUAAAUGUUUACUUUAUCUUGGCAGUCAGUCUCAUGUGGCUAUACCCAAACUUCUUAUUGUUUCCAGAUUCUGAUGUCUGUUUCAAAUAUAUUUGGUUUUAAUUGCA
Messenger RNA from Aquila chrysaetos chrysaetos, 1331 nucleotides. It is a transcript of the gene DDRGK1, whose product is annotated as DDRGK domain containing 1. NCBI's taxonomy places the organism in Eukaryota, Metazoa, Chordata, Aves, Accipitriformes, Accipitridae. The transcript has 9 exons. The coding region runs from base 63 to 959 and encodes 298 amino acids. The record is from RefSeq and is a predicted model, not a curated record.